Arabis nemorensis is the source of this 189-nucleotide messenger RNA. The record is from the annotation of a GenBank genome assembly. NCBI's taxonomy places the organism in Eukaryota, Viridiplantae, Streptophyta, Magnoliopsida, Brassicales, Brassicaceae.
AUGAAGUUCUUGAGAUGUGAAGCAUUGGAGGAUGCUUUGGAGAGCACUCUUAAUGAUUUUGAUUCCGAUAGGGUUUCCAUGGCAACAAGCGUAGGGUCGUCAAUGGAGGAAGAUCUAGCUCUGGAAUAUGAGCUUGCGGCUUUGAGAGAAGCCAUGGACUCGGGGCUGACGUAUUUGCUGGCUCAUUGA